Metarhizium acridum CQMa 102 is the source of this 1860-nucleotide messenger RNA. Lineage: Eukaryota; Fungi; Ascomycota; Sordariomycetes; Hypocreales; Clavicipitaceae. The record is from RefSeq and is a predicted model, not a curated record.
AUGAACGGCGGCAUCUUUAAGUCGCGGGCGCGCCAUUCCCGUGUGAAACUAUCCAAGUCCCUGCAGGAAGCAUUGUUGGACGCUGUUGCAGACACUGGUGGAGGUGCCCACGGCCCUUUCUGGAGAAGUCAAAGGCUUGCUAACUCAUCAGGUACAGAACUUCCGUCAGUUCACAGAAGAAUAUCGUCAGUGGGCGGAGAUCUCGCUCGAGAUACGGUGCUCGUGGAGACUUCGAAAAGACACCGCGAGGCGACAACUGAACUCGAUCCAUUACCAGCGAAGAGAGCCCGACUGACGCCGGCAGACACGCAACAACCUAGAGUCGACAACAAGAGAGCAGACCAGGUGAACAAGACGACUCUACAACACCCAAAGCCGAGCUCUACCAAGCGUGUUCACGCCUCGUUCCUCAGAGACUUCGUUGAUCCCAUCCAUCUAAAUACCCGUUCCGCGUCUGUCCAUACCUCUGUCUCCAACUGGCUCGAGUCUGUCGGGUCGGAUCCAGUGUCACGCUGUCGGUCGGAUAGCUACCUUUGCCGUUCAUACGACGACAUCAUUUCAAGACAAGUCACGAAAUCGGCGCCGGAAAUGGGCCAUGUACGGGAUGCCGAUGGGUUUGUGGUACCUCCGACCCCGGCGUCUACUGGUUCUUGGUCGUACCGAACAGAUGCAGAUGCCAGAUCCGUCGCACCGUCGGACCUCACUGGUGCCACGCCUAGUUCAGGGCGAUCUGGAAGAAGCCUAGUCGAGGACCCCUUAUACCGAGAAACGAACUUAGCCGCGAACAAUAUCUAUAUGUGUCAUCCCUGCGAUCCAAUCCUUGAAGACGUUGCCAGCAUUGUGGAUUAUGUUCGCCGAAACCGUGAUUCUCCGGGUCCGUCGCUAGAUGAGACCAGGCAAAACAGGGACUUGUACGAUCUCUCGCUAGGUACAGCAGAACCGGACGUGGAAAAGUAUUUCAAUAGUCACAUUUUCCAUGAUCCCAAGUCGUCGGACAGUCUAAAGCGCAGCGACAGACAACCGAUGGCUAGGCACACUGUUCCCAAUAGCGGCUCGAAGCUCAAAGUCAGCAAUCCAGUCCCAGGUAUGAUUUAUGGAUAUACCCGCAAUGGGGCGUUUACAAGAGCGCAGCAAACCCAGUUCAACUCUAUGGGCAAUACAAUGGUCGCAAACAGCCAGAAUAUGAUUUGUCCAUUUUUCGUCAUCGAGUUCAAGGGUGACGGACCUUCUGGGACUGGAAGUCUCUGGGUGGCGACGAAUCAAUGCUUGGGCGGGUCGGCAUCUUGUGUCAAUAUCUCGGAACGCCUUAAUCGCCAGCUAAGGCAUUGUAAGAGUGCGGAGAUCCAGCCAGUUAACACUGCGGCAUUCAGCGUCGCCAUGAGCGGCACAGAGGCCCGACUGUACAUCUCAUGGAAGCACAACGAGCUCGAUUACUACAUGGCGAAUGUCGAGAGUUUCUUGCUUCAGAGGCCAGAUCAUUUCUUGGAAUUCCGCAAGUACAUUCGCAACAUUAUCGACUGGGGGAAGGACAGGCGAUUGAAGGACAUUCAGAAUUGCCUUGAUAGCCUUCUGGAAGAGAGCAGGAUGAGAUCUUCCGAGGCGGCCAAGUCCCGCCUGCCACCUUCUGAUUCCUCUGCGACCAGCAGUGGGAAGAGGCGCAAAUCCUCAUCGUCGCGCAGAACAGGUAGCAGAUCUAGCAGUGGCAUUUCUAACAAUGUUCAAGCACAGGAAGGUGGACGCGAUAAGCCAUAUUGGGAGUGGGACGAGACAACGGGAAACUGGUUUCACGCUAACGCUAACGGGACUCUCACUUGGGCAGAGCAGGCAGGACAGUCAUCAUCAGCGGGAGUGGAGUAUUAG